Arachis stenosperma is the source of this 3406-nucleotide messenger RNA. RefSeq lists its product as uncharacterized. NCBI's taxonomy places the organism in Eukaryota, Viridiplantae, Streptophyta, Magnoliopsida, Fabales, Fabaceae. Gene Ontology annotation, biological process: glycogen catabolic process. Gene Ontology annotation, molecular function: glycogen phosphorylase activity; pyridoxal phosphate binding. The record is from RefSeq and is a predicted model, not a curated record. Gene Ontology annotation, cellular component: cytoplasm.
UAUAACUAACUACUCAUAACUAAGAGAGAGAAGGUUAAUUAGAGUGUUAAAUUUGUGUUUAGUUAGUUUAGUUGCGCGGCGCGCUUCCCGCGACAACAACCCUCGUCAUCGAUUUCCGCCAUUUUGAAUCGUUAUAACAGACUGAUACCGAGCUGAAGAAUCAAACUAACUUUCAGGCAAAAUGCAAACCGUUUUGAUUUCGUUUCCUCUCCUCACUCCCUUCAACAUCUCAUCCUCAGAUCCGCACACUUCCUUUCGUCAAAUUCCUUUCUCCUCCACUCGCUUCUCCUCGCUUUCCAUUCCCUGCGCCACCGCUCGCCGGAGUUGCAGCGUUCGAGCUUCUACAGGCGAAUCCGCUCCCUCCACCGUUGCUCCAAUAAUCUCCGUCGAUAACAACGAUCCCGGCGAUUCCACUGUGAUCGUGAUCCGGGCUCACAACUGGAUCGGCCUCCUCCAGAUCAUCACCAACGUUUUCAAGGUCCUCGGCCUCAAGAUCGACAGAGCCACUGUCGAAUUCGAAGGUGAGUUCUUCACGAAGAGGUUUUUCGUCACUGACUCAGAUGGAAAUAAGAUUGAGGACUCCGAGAGCUUGAUGAGGAUCACGCGAGCGCUGGAGGAGGCCGUUGGUGCCGGCAGCAAUGGCAUCGGCGUCCGGACGGUUCCGGCGUUGGCCAGUGCAGCGGUGAGCAGAGGAGUUGUAGUCCGGAGGCCUGGGUUUCUAGAAGGGCUUGGGGAGCAUCGGGCUAAAGCUGAGAGAAUGUACAGCUUAAUGGACGGGUUCUUGAAGAACGAUCCCAUCAGUCUUCAGAAGGAUAUUCUUCAUCACGUUGAGUACACCGUAGCAAGAUCGCGGUUUAGUUUCGAUGAUUUUGAAGCGUACCAGGCAUUGGCACAUACUGUAAGAGAUCGAUUGAUUGAACGCUGGCAUGAUACUCACAUUUACUUCAAGAGGACAAAACCUAAGCGCCUCUACUUCCUCUCGCUUGAGUUUCUUAUGGGCAGGUCUUUGUCAAAUAGUGUCAUUAAUCUUGGUAUCGAGGAUCAAUGUGCGGAGGCCCUAAACCAACUUGGAUUUGAAUUUGAAGUUGUGGCUGAGCAGGAAGGAGAUGCCGCCCUAGGAAAUGGUGGCCUUGCUCGUCUUUCAGCAUGUCAAAUGGAUUCUCUAGCAACUUUAGACUAUCCUGCGUGGGGUUAUGGAUUGCGUUAUGAAUAUGGAUUGUUCCGUCAGAUCAUAGUUGAUGGCUUUCAACAUGAAAAACCUGAUUACUGGCUGAACUUUGGAAACCCUUGGGAAAUAGAGAGAAUUCAUGUAACAUAUGAAGUGAAGUUCUAUGGGACUGUUGAAGAGGUAGAAAUGAAUGGAGAGAAACAAAAAGUUUGGAUCCCUGGAGAAACGGUAGAAGCUGUGGCUUAUGACAACCCAAUACCUGGCUAUGGGACAAGAAAUACCAUCAACCUUCGGCUUUGGGCUGCUAAACCUAGUAGUAAAUUUGAUUUGGAGGCCUAUAACACUGGAGACUACAUUAAUUCUGUUGUCAAUAGACAGAAGGCUGAAACCAUAAGUAAUGUCUUGUAUCCAGAUGAUCGCUCUCAUCAGGGAAAGGAGCUGAGAUUGAAACAACAAUAUUUUUUUGUCUCAGCAUCUUUACAAGACAUCAUGCGAAGGUUCAAAGAAGAACAUACUAACUUUGAUGAACUGCCAGAGAAGGUUGCUCUCCAUCUAAAUGACACCCAUCCAUCUCUUUCAAUUGCUGAGGUCAUGCGGAUGUUAGUUGAUGAAGAACAUUUAGGUUGGCAUAAGGCAUGGGACAUUGUAUGCAAAAUUUUCUCUUUCACAACCCACACAAUGGUAACUGAUGGAGAGAAAAUCCCUGUUGAUCUACUUGAAAGUCUUCUCCCUCGCCAUUUAGAGAUUUUAUAUGUAAACUUUAACUUCUUGGAGGAGUUGAAGAAAAGGAUUGGUCUAGAUUAUAGUAGACUAGCCCUGCUGUCCAUUGUUGAAGAAGGUGCUAUGAAGAGCAUUCGAAUGGCAAACUUGGCAAUUGUUUGCUCCCAUACUGUGAAUGGUGUUUCAAAAUUACAUCUAGAAAGGCUGAAGACAAAAACAUUUAAGGACUUCUAUGGGCUAUAUCCAGAAAAAUUUCAAUGCAAGACAAAUGGUGUGACCCAGCGUCGGUGGAUUGUGGUGAGCAAUCCCGGUUUACGUGAUCUUAUAUCAAAAUGGCUAGGGACUGAAGCUUGGAUCCGUGAUGCUGACCUUCUGUCAGGAUUGAGAGAUCAUUUGGACAAUGCUGAUUUCCAUCUAGAAUGGAAAAUGGUUAAAAAGGUUAAUAAAAUGAGGCUUGCUGAGUACAUUGAAGCAAUGAGUGGUGUGAAGGUCAGUUUAGAUGCAAUGUUUGAUGUUCAGGUCAAGCGGAUACAUGAAUACAAAAGACAGCUGCUUAAUAUAUUUGGAAUUAUCCAUAGAUAUAAUUGUCUCAAGAAUAUGGAUAAGGAUAGUAGGAGAAAAGUUGUACCUCGUGUUUGCAUAAUUGGUGGGAAAGCUGCUCCUGGUUAUGAAAUUGCAAAGAAGAUUAUCAAACUUUGUCAUGCAGUGGCAGAAAAAAUCAAUAAUGAUACUGAUAUUGGAGAUCUUUUGAAAGUGGUUUUUAUCCCUGACUAUAAUGUUUCUGUUGCCGAAUUGGUAAUACCUGGGGCCGACCUUUCUCAACACCUGAGCACUGCAGGAAAUGAAGCAUCGGGAACUGGGAACAUGAAAUUUUUGAUGAAUGGAUGUUUGCUUUUAGCAACAGCAGAUGGAUCCACAGUUGAAAUAAUUGAAGAAAUAGGGGAGGAUAACUUGUUUCUAUUUGGGGCAAAAGUGCAUGAAGUUGAAAAACGGCGUCAGAAAAGAUUAUCUAAUUUGGCACCCCUACAGCCUGCGAAAGUACCCCUACAUUUUGCACGGGUAUUGAGGAUGGUUCGAGAUGGAUAUUUUGGGCAUAAGGAUUAUUUUAAAUCCUUAUGUGAGACGGUGGAAUUUGGAUUUGGUAAUGAUUACUAUCUUCUUACCUCUGAUUUUGGGAGUUACCUUGAGGCACAGGCUGCUGCUGAUAAAGCAUUUGUUAACCAAGACAAGUGGACGAGAAUGAGUAUCCUUAGUGUUGCCGGCUCCGGGAGAUUUAGCAGUGACAGGACCAUUCAAGACUAUGCUGAGAGCACAUGGAAAAUUAAUCCUUGCAGAUGCCCCCUCUGAUUUGUAGCUAGCGUACCACUAUAAUACUAUAUUGGGACUAACUAUGCUCCAAUAAUGGCCCUUGGCCAACAUAACCGAUUUGGUAGAUUUAGACUCGGUAUAACCGGCAGAAAGAAAAUAGUACUAUAUAAAUAAGAUGCUAGUAAUUGAACUUUAAACUUUUGCUCUCAA